Molecule: messenger RNA, 1368 nt
Organism: Aureobasidium subglaciale EXF-2481
Lineage: Eukaryota; Fungi; Ascomycota; Dothideomycetes; Dothideales; Saccotheciaceae
Exons: 3
Coding region: 1-1152 (383 amino acids)
Biological process (GO): DNA-templated transcription
Cellular component (GO): RNA polymerase I complex; RNA polymerase III complex
Molecular function (GO): protein dimerization activity
Source: RefSeq, a predicted model, not a curated record
AUGUCGGCCAGAACUUACAAGCAGCCCUCGCAAGAGGAAGUCGAGAAACGCAGACUUGUGGGCAUUAAUCCCGAGACCGUCUCGAAUGUCGUAUCUACCGAUUUUCCUGGUCACUACCCUGGCGAGGACCACUCGUGGAACAUCGAUUCGUUCAAACAGAAUCUCAAUGUGAACUUUCACAAGAAUGACCAGUACGACUCGGUCUUCUCCCUCGUCGGCAUCGAUGCCUCAGUCGCAAACGCAUACCGCCGUAUUAUGCUGUCCGAGAUCCCUACCCUGGCCAUAGAAGACGUCUUUGUCUACGACAACACCUCCAUCAUCCAGGACGAGGUCCUCUGUCACCGUCUCGGUCUGAUCCCCUUCACUGGUUCUCGCGAAGGUCUCCGCUGGAUGCAAUGGUUCAAGAAGGGCCCUCCCAAGGAUGAUCCCGCUCAGCAGCACAUCUUCCAGCAGUCUGGCGAAACUAUCGACCCUAGCGCUUCCGUUCCUCGCGACAACAACACCAUCGUCCUCGAGCUCAAUGUUACCUGCGAAUGGCGUCAAGAAGGCAAAGAACUUGCAAGACAAGGAGAACGCGAUCCCAACAAGCUCUACAUCAACAGCUCCGUCUACGCCCACCAGUUCCAAUUCCACCCUCAGGGCAACCAGUCCGAAUACUUCAGCGGCCCCGACGCCAUCCGCCCCGUCAACCCCGACAUCCUGAUCGCAAAGCUGAGACCUGGUCAGACUAUCCACCUGCAAUGCCACUGCAUCAAGGGUAUUGGAGCAGACCACGCCAAGUUCUCUCCCGUAGCCACCGCUUCAUACCGCCUCCUGCCAUCUAUCACCAUCAAGGAGCCCAUCCUUGGCGCAGACGCAAAGAAGUUCGCCCGCUGCUUCCCUCGCGGCGUCAUCGCACUGGAGGACGAUCAGGCUUCAGGUGAAAAGAAGGCUGUUGUCGCAAACCCCAUGAAGGACACUGUCUCGCGAGAGUGCCUACGUCACGACGAGUUCAAGGAUAAGGUAGUACUCGGCCGCAUCCGCGAUCACUUCAUCUUCAGUGUCGAGAGCACCGGUCAAAUCGAUAGUGACGAAGUCUUCUUGGAAUCCGUCCGCACGCUCAAGGCCAAGUGUGAACGCUUCAAGAGAAACCUGAACGACUUGAUGAGAUAGACUUGAGCGCUGGUUUCGAGCAAAGAGGCGUUUUUCAUGGAUCUGUAAAAAGAAUGGGUUGGGUUUUGUCUAUUUUGCCGGAUUUUUGCGCGCGCAUAGCAUUGGCGUUUUCAUUCUGGGUGAUGUAUAUUCACGCUGGUACAAAAUAUCCUUGGGUUCGGAAGAAAGUUUAGAAUCAUGUCUUCAAUAAUCAUAUUGAUUUAUUGCUCACUAUGU